AUGCGCAUUAAAACAUAUGAAACAACCGGCCGAAAGUUGUUCUUCGUGCGACACGGCGAACGAAUCGACAACAUCAUGCCAGAGUGGAGGGAAACGGCCAGCAGAUGGGACGAUCCGUAUUUGAGCAAUCGUGGCCAUCAACAAGCGCGUGAGGUUGGCGCGUUUCUGGAGAAAAGUGGCACACGAGUCGAUCGUAUUUUCACCUCUCCAUUCACCCGAUGCAUUCAAACAAUGAAUGGCAUUUUAUCGGGUCUUUCCGAUAUCCCCGAGAUUUGCGUGGAGCCAGGCUUAAGCGAAUCGUUGAACGCAUGCGCGAAGCCGCCUGGACGACCGAGUUUACACGAAAUUCUCGCUCUUUGCCCAUUCACGAUCAACACCGAUUAUUCUCCUGUUCUCACCGAGCUUCCCGCAGAAAUCGGUGGCGAUGAGGGUUGUGCGGGACGAGUGCAUCAAACACUUCACUCAAUCAUUCAACGCUUUCCACAGGGCAAUCUCCUCUUCGUCUCGCACGGUUCUCCGACGGCAAGCGCUCAUCAAUCCCUUUUCGGUGAUUGGGGAUACGUUGGACAGUGUACACUUGGAGAAGUCCUCGAGCGUGAUGGGAAAUUCGAGCUACUAAAAUGGGGUGACUCGUCGCAUCUCUCCGACAAAACCAAUCUUCGCGACGUGCAGAGUGGCGAAAACCGGCACCCGAAAGCUAUCAAAGUGACCGCU
Molecule: messenger RNA, 714 nt
Organism: Mesorhabditis belari
Lineage: Eukaryota; Metazoa; Nematoda; Chromadorea; Rhabditida; Rhabditidae
Source: the annotation of a GenBank genome assembly